Nerophis ophidion (straightnose pipefish) is the source of this 1415-nucleotide messenger RNA. RefSeq names its product Y-box-binding protein 2-A-like. The transcript is spliced from 10 exons. Gene Ontology annotation, cellular component: nucleus. Gene Ontology annotation, molecular function: nucleic acid binding. NCBI's taxonomy places the organism in Eukaryota, Metazoa, Chordata, Actinopteri, Syngnathiformes, Syngnathidae. Bases 59 to 973 code for a protein of 304 amino acids. The record is from RefSeq and is a predicted model, not a curated record. Gene Ontology annotation, biological process: regulation of gene expression.
GUUAAAAUGUUGGCAGUGUGUCGGCGACAAGAAGAAGAAGAAGGAGGCUACAGCGAGCAUGACGGACGCAGAGGCGCACAGUCCACCUCCGCCGUCACUGGUACCGCCGUCCUCGGUGUCGUCGGCGGAAGACAAACCGCUCCCGGAGAGGACAGUCAUCGCCACUUUGGUGCAAGGCACGGUGAAAUGGUUCAACGUGCGUAACGGUUACGGCUUCAUCAACAGGAAUGACACUAAAGAAGAUGUGUUUGUUCAUCAGACCGCUAUUAAGAAAAACAACCCUAAAAAGUUUCUACGCAGCGUCGGAGAUGGAGAAGUGGUGGAGUUCGAUGUCAUUGAAGCAGCUAAGGGUUCUGAAGCAGCCAAUGUAACCGGUCCCGGUGGUGUUCCGGUCAAGGGGAGCCGCUACGCUCCCAAUAAACGUCGCUUCCGCCGGCAGUUCUUCCCCCGACCCAGUGACCAGGGCAAGGUAGCGGACGGUCAGACCCCCGGUGAUGGUGAUGAGGAAGCCAGGCUGGAGGAGAACCGACGACCUCAACAGCAACGUCGUGGACCUCGUCGUCCACUGCCAGAACCGCAAGACGGGGAAGCAGGAGAAACAAGAACAGAAGGUGAUCAAGCGCAAAAACCACCUCGGCGUCGAUUCUGGCGGCCGUAUCGGCGACCGUUCCGCCCGCGUCCUGUGUUAGAACAGUCUGCUGAUGUCCAGGUUACGACUCCACUGACGUCCGAAGAAGUGGACUCUGCCGAGACAACCAGCGAAGGCCCUAAACCACGUCGUCAACAAAGACCCCGUCGGCUAAGGAACUCGGGGUCGUCGACUUCUAAAAAUGAUACUGAAAAGACUGCUUCGGAACCUGGCACCCCUCCUAAGAUGUCAAAGUCUGUCGAAUUGAAACCAAAAUCCCCAAAACGGCCUAAAUCGCCAGUGGCAGCUGCCACGCUAACAGAUGCAGCGGCACCAACGGAGUGACGAUCCCUGUUGCGUGACCCAAUGGGAAGAGGUCCCAGGGUUAAAAGGCUGCUGGCCUUAUGAGAAUGCGGCAUGUCUCUCCCCUCCUUGCACUCGCCCCCUAACCCCCUGCGACCGGUGUUCUCAUCGUUAUGGGUGGCGGGUGUGUAUUUACAGAGACUCAUUAAAAGGGGGAAAAUGCAUUAAAGAUGCUUGUUCCUACCCCCUUUUAUUUAAACAAGUGUUUUUUCUUUAACACAUCAAGUAUGAACUAGAGACUUGAUUUUUAUUUCACAAUUUUAAUUUAGUUAUAAAGACAAAGGGGAGGCAGAGAAUAAAGGAGGUGCACUUAAAGAGCUUGGAUUAGUUACGCCGCUUGACUUUAAUUUUUACUUAUUUGAAUUUUUUUCAUCUUCAUAUGGAGGGGGUUAUGUGCAAUGUCAAUAAAUGUUUGCAAUUAUGA